AUGGCCAAUAUACCACAGGUCUUUGCAGGAGUCUACAAGGGCAAAGAGAACGAGGAUAACCAGUUUGAUGAGUCUCUGUGGCAUAGUGUGGAUCUGAUAGGGAAAGCCCAGCUAGAAGAAGAACCAUGUUUCACCCACACACAGUCCCUAUCUCAGAAUACUGAGCUGGUACGGCUCAAUCUGUGUGGCUGCUCUGAAUUCUCCCUCGACUCGCUUAGUCAGAUUCUCAAAUCCUGCUUACGGCUUGACGAGUUGAUCUUGUCGUGGUGUGACUUCAGCACUGAUCGUGUGAAGGCUGUUGUCAGUAACAUCCCCACCAAUAUAACCCAGCUCAACCUCAGUGGCUACAGACAGAACCUUACUAUGGAAGAUGUGAAAGACUUGGUGGAGAGAUGUCCUAACCUCGUAAAUCUGGAUUUAAGUGACAGUGUUCUUAUGACGAGCUCCAGUUUCCCCAUCCUUCAGCAGCUGCAGUCUCUUAGACACUUAGCUUUGAGCCGCUGCUACCAGGUUCACACUGCUGCCUUAGCUGAUUAUGAGAAGUUCCCAGAGCUGCAAACGUUGGAGGUAUACGGACUGGUCCAGGACACCUACCUCCCAAUCCUGAGUAAAGGUUUGCCCCGUCUCCAAAUCAACACCCGGCCCUUCUCAGGCGUGGCCCGUCCCACCAAGGCCACCUGGAGGGACCGCACCAUGUGGGGCAUGACCUGUCGCUUGGUGUUCAGACUAGAGGUCGACCGAUUAUUAUUUUUUAACGCCGAUACCAAUUAUUGGAGGACCAAAAAAGCCAAGUGA
Oncorhynchus tshawytscha (Chinook salmon) is the source of this 795-nucleotide messenger RNA. Its product is annotated as S-phase kinase-associated protein 2-like. The transcript has 9 exons. Bases 1 to 795 code for a protein of 264 amino acids. NCBI's taxonomy places the organism in Eukaryota, Metazoa, Chordata, Actinopteri, Salmoniformes, Salmonidae. The record is from RefSeq and is a predicted model, not a curated record. Gene Ontology annotation, biological process: SCF-dependent proteasomal ubiquitin-dependent protein catabolic process. Gene Ontology annotation, cellular component: SCF ubiquitin ligase complex.